CGCCUCAAUGCCUGCACUCGGAGGGCGGCCGAUUUCGUUAUAAUCAUCCAUCAAUCCGGCUUUCACCCACGAUCCAAUCGUCUGGGCGGCAGAGAUCACUUCAGUCCCGAGCCGUCGGAAAAUAUUCUUGCACACUCGGCUGCCAUCGGCGGGACGUUGAGCACGUCAAAGGCCAUCUUUACCAAUCGGGAAUAUUCGAAUCGGCGGUCCACCCAGUACUUGAUGGGGUCGGCCUUUGAGGUAAGGUAUCUCCCCUCGAUUGAAAGAAGCCAACGAUCCAGUUCCUUAAUUCUUCACGCCCCUUCACCACAAGGGGCGAAUGUAUAGGCGUUGUGUGUUACAUGUUUAGUUGUUCCGGUGAGGGAUACACAGAGCGUUUGGCAUGUUCCUCAUCUACUCGUUGACUGCCUCGGAACUAAGAG
This is a messenger RNA of Parathielavia appendiculata, 422 nucleotides long. RefSeq lists its product as uncharacterized. The record is from RefSeq and is a predicted model, not a curated record. The annotation marks the transcript as partial. The transcript has 2 exons. NCBI's taxonomy places the organism in Eukaryota, Fungi, Ascomycota, Sordariomycetes, Sordariales, Chaetomiaceae.